AUGGCGAACCGAACGUUCGCGGCCUCCGUACGCCGGCGGGAAGAGUGGGCCCGUUCAGCGGCACCUCGCCUCGGUCCUGGCCUGAACUUCAACGCUCAGGUGGCCAGACACCUUGGAGAGACGUCCGUGCUCGAAGGACACGGGGGCUGCGUGAACCGCCUGGCCUGGAACGAGGAUGGCUCUCUUCUCGCGUCGGGCAGCGACGACACCUCGGUCAUCCUCUGGCGCGACCCCGCCGCGCGCGUCGACCCGUUCCGCGUCUUCACCCCGCACCACAUGAACAUCUUCGGCGUCGCCAUCCUGCCUGCGUCAGGCGGGCGCCACCUCGUGUCGUGCGCAAUGGACGGCCUGGUGCAACACCAUGUCCUCGAACAGCCCCCGCUCGCCACCGACGUGUCCUCGGCCCCGCGGCCCCGCGCGCACGCGCGCAACGGCGGCGGCCCGGGCCCCGAGACCGCGGUGCCGGCCCUCUCCGCCAAGACCACGACCUUCCGGUGCCACGACCACCGCGUGAAGGGCGUUGCGACGAGCCCCACGGAGCCCGACAUGUUCUGGAGCGUGUCCGAGGACGGCACCGUGCGGCAGUUCGACCUCCGCCGCGACGGCCCGGGCGCGCCGGGGGUGCGUGAGGGCAGCGCGGAGGGGGCGGGAGAGAUGGCCAACGUGCUGAUCACCGCGCCGGAAUCGGCGCGGACGCGGCGGAGAAUGCAGUUCAAGGCCAUGGCGGUGAACCAGGCGCACCCGCACAUGAUCGCCGUGGGCGCGACGGACGCGUACGUGCGCGUGUACGACCGCCGAAAGCUCGCGCCGCUGCCCGUGGACGAGGCCGGCGGCGCGAAGCCGGUGCUGUGCAUGGCGCCGCCGCACAUGCGCGUGCACGGCGCGGGGCGCACGCACAUCACGCACGCGUCCUUCGCCCGCGGCGGCGACCGCGUCGUCGCCACCUAUCACGGGUUCCAGGCGCACGCGUUCGACGUGCGCGGGGCCGGGGACGCCGCGGGGGUCGCGAUGGGCGCGCACGGGGGCGCGCGGGGCGCCGCGGCGCAGGGGGAGCUGCCCAGCGAGGCGGAGAGGUGCAAGCUGGAGGGGAACAGGAUGUUCUUCGCGAAGAAACACACCGCGGCAGUGCGGUGGUAUUCGAGGGGGGUCGAGGCGGCGCCGUGGUCCGUCGGGCUGCGGUGCAACCGCGCCGCCGCGCUCCUGGCGCGGAAGUUCGAGGGCGACGCGAUGGCGGCGCUGAAGGACGUCGAGGAGUGCAUCGCGAUGGAUCCGAGCGCGCCGAAGCCGCGGUUCCGCCGUGCCCAGGCGUUGCACCAAAUUGGCAUGCUGUCGUCGUCUCUGCGUGCCCUGGCGGACUUCGCGGACCGGCACCCCGACAACGAGACGGAGGGUGUGGAGCAGCUGCGUGCGGCCGUCACGCGCCGCAUGAGGCAGCGCACUGAGCGUGGCACGCGCGUGCAGCCCGAGCACUCGCGGCGCAGGCGAGCGCGCAACGCGCCCGGAGGAACCGCGGGCAUAGUGGUGCACGCGGCGAGCGACAGCGACACGCUGCCUGCGCGCCCGCCGCACGGCGGCCCGGCAUCGGGCUCAGCUCCCGGGUCGAGCAACCCGUCCAUGCACGAGACAUCCCCGGGGGGGUCGUCGCGUGAGGGUGCCGCGCAGGAGGAUGCGGGGGAGGGGGACGGGACACAAGAGGGUGCUGUGGAGGUACACAUUCAGGUCGGUGGCGCGGAGGACGAGGGCGCGGUGGCGUCAGGGGGGAGUGGGGGGUCCAGCAUCAGCGGCGCAGGCCGCCUGAUGGACGAGGACGUGGCGCAUACCUCCACGAGCGAGGACGAGGACGAGGACGACGACGACGACGCCAGCGUGCCCACGAACGACGACUGGGAGGGUCUGUACGACGAGAACGGGCGGAGAUACACGCAGGCGUCCUACCACGAGGAGGACUAUUGCGGGGCGGGCGCUGAGCGGCGCGGGGCGUCCCCGCGCGCGGAUCGCCCCCCGGAUGCGUGGGAGACCCUGCCGGACGGCUCGCCUUCGUGGGCGUGGAUGUUCCGGGGCCGCGGGGGGCAGUCGGUGCGCUACGUAGGGCACUGCAACGUCCAGACGGACAUCAAGGAGGCCACGUUCGUGGGUCCACGCGACGAGCUGGUGGCGUGCGGGAGCGACGACGGCAGGGUGUACAUAUACGAGUCACGCAGCGGGCAGCUGGUGCGGACGCUGGACGCCGACUCAGACGUGGCGAACUGCGUGCAGGCGCACCCCGACCUGCCGAUCCUGGCCACGUCAGGAAUCGAGAACGUCGUGCGCUUGUGGGGGCCGAGGUACCAGUGCGAGUCUGCGGGCGCCGUGGGGCAGUUGGACGAGGAGCUGGACGACAUAGUCGCGCGGGCGCAAGGGCGGUCGCGAGGCGAGCUCGCGGGCGCAGCGCUCACCGCGCAGCUGGCGCGGCUGUUCGAAGCCGCGCCCGGGGUGAUGCAGGCGCUGCUGACGGCGGACCGGCGCACGUCGGAGCUCGGCGACGACGACGACGAAGAUGCCGCCCCGGUGCCCGAGUGCCGCACGUCCUGA
Pedinophyceae sp. YPF-701 is the source of this 2571-nucleotide messenger RNA. Lineage: Eukaryota; Viridiplantae; Chlorophyta; Pedinophyceae. The record is from the annotation of a GenBank genome assembly.